CGACGUGCCUAACGAUUGGCCAAUGACGGACAGGCAAAAUUACCCCCCGGCGUCUUGCGUACCUGGCUGCUUUUCUAUCCCGGUUCGACUCCUUCGCCUGACCUACCGUCCCAGGCAAUCCGUAGAUGAAGUUGCGCUCGUCAAGGAUAGCCUCUGCGCGAAGCUGAAACCAGAGCGCUGAGAGGAGGAAGAUGCGGAGAUUCUUCCCAGUCAGAAGCUGCGCAUUUGGGAGCCUCCGCAGCCAAAGGCCCAAGUGCUUUAGCGCCGUCGCUGGCAAUGCGGGACAGGUGCUGCAAGCAAAAGUCCGCUGUGGCUUGUCCGGCGAAAUCACCGUCGAUCUGCACAACCCCGCCAAGAUAUUGACGCCAGAUCCCUUGAUGAUCUAUCUGCCGCCGUAUUCGAUAGCCAGCUCCAAACAGCCGGCGGAGCUGCCCAAGUUCAUCCGGGGCCAGCCGACAGUGGUGAUCAACUACCGCUGGGCCGGGUUCGUCCGGUCCUCCGCGAGGGACUUCCCGCGCUGGGAAAAGGCACAACCGAACCAGGAUCGGAAUCUCCGUUGGCCGACCCCUAUCCACGACACCACGAUUGCGUACAACUGGAUCCUCGAGAACCUGACCGCCGGUGACCAACCCCGCGAGAUAUACGUCUGCGGCUCGUACCUCGGCGCGACGCUGGCGGCGUCGCUGGCCCUAACCGAGACCUACCCCGAGGAGCGGAUGAGCAUCCGGGGAUGCGUCGCGUACAACGGCAUCUACAACUGGACUAGCUUCUUCCCGGGACACCCUCUGAAUUUCAGGUCGCAUCCCGGCCCCGAGGACGAAGAGUGGAAGACGGACUCUAGCUUCGACGAGCUGGGGCGGCAGGCGAAGAAGCUUUUCGGGAUACCCGGCGACCUAUUCGACCCGUUCGCGAGCCCGUACUACUUCUUCCACCGCCCAAAAUUUGCUGUACCCAAGUCCUUCACCGGCGAGCUGGCCGAGCUGGAAGAACGACCCCAGCAGAAGAGGGGAUCGACAAAGUUGGCAUCGUGGAAGCAAGUCAACUUCCCGCCGCCGGAGGCGGAGCAGGAAAGCUCGCGGCGCUCGCGGUUGAGGAUCCCCGAGAUGCUGCUAAUGCACUCGGCGCCGCCGCCGUCUGAGCGCUUGAUUCGGGAGUACUGGCCCGGCGAUAGGGGCAACUGCUUCAUGACGCAGGCGGAGGACCUCGGCAUGUCGGUGAAGAGGGGCGCCUAUCAUAACGAGAAUAAGGAACACGCCUCGUCCUUGUUUGAUGGAGAUACGGAGAGGGACGAGUGGAUGGAAGGGCUGCAUAAGCGGGUCAGUAUUCGCGAUGUUGGAGGUCACGGCAAGAACCUGAGCCUCAGCCCGAAAGCCGAAUUUUUGGCCAGGGAUUGGAUCCAAGACCGCAUGCCUGCGUAACCCGCCAAUUCAGUCAGAUCCGUGAGCCUUCCGCGAGCAGUUUCUGCCGAGCGAGCGAGCGCCCUACUCUGGCCACCGGGGAAACCUAGAAGGCAUCCUGCCUCUUGCCUCUCUCUAUCGAACCCUGUGGCACUUGUGCCUCGGUCCGGUACCGAGGCUUCUGCUUGUAGAAACGUGUAACCAUACCUAAGUAGUUGUAAUAAAACCAUCGAAUCCAUGUAUUGAACACGGAAGGGCGACACUGCUAGGAAACGAGAGAAGGGGGGGUUGAAUUGAGCGCGGCCCUGUGGGUUGCAGCGCGGAGGCUUCAGCUUCCUCCCG
This is a messenger RNA of Durotheca rogersii, 1739 nucleotides long. RefSeq lists its product as uncharacterized. NCBI's taxonomy places the organism in Eukaryota, Fungi, Ascomycota, Sordariomycetes, Xylariales, Xylariaceae. The record is from RefSeq and is a predicted model, not a curated record. The coding region runs from base 192 to 1418 and encodes 408 amino acids. The transcript is spliced from 2 exons.